Molecule: messenger RNA, 318 nt
Organism: Aphanomyces astaci
Lineage: Eukaryota; Oomycota; Saprolegniomycetes; Saprolegniales; Verrucalvaceae
Exons: 2
Coding region: 1-318 (105 amino acids)
Source: RefSeq, a predicted model, not a curated record
AUGUCUCCACUUCUGGGAAAGCUCCACGCGCAUUGUGCCGAGAUGAUCUAUUGGGCCUUUGGCCGUAAGCUCUACAGCCCCGCUAGCGCGGGCGGAUACGUCCUCCUGUUCGCUACAUGUAGAAAUUCUCAAUCAAAGUACGACGAAUUGGAAAAGUCGGAAAUCUCCCUCUCUGCGCAGCGAGAUGGGCUCGUCACAGUUUUCACUCUCUUCGUCUACUUGAUCUCGAUUCGAGUCCUCCAGAUGAAGAUUCAACUCGUGAAGGUGUCGAAGCUAUCGACUACUGCUGGGGUUGCAGCCCCAAACGAUGACAAGUAA